Messenger RNA from Paramecium sonneborni, 1221 nucleotides. Lineage: Eukaryota; Ciliophora; Oligohymenophorea; Peniculida; Parameciidae. The record is from the annotation of a GenBank genome assembly.
AUGAAUAAUAAUUUUGGAUAACAUUUCCAUCUAAAAACUGAUUUGCAUAUUUUACCAUAAUCAGAAGUCUAUAUUCGAUAGUAUUCACAAGAAGUAAAUUAUUUAUAAAUACUCAAGGAUGAUCCAAUUUGUAACAAUCAUGCUCGAACUUAAAGUUUAGGAAUAGAAAAGGUUGGUUCAGAUAAAUUCAACAUUAACUCUUAAAUUGAUACAGGAAAGCAGGAACCAAAUUUAACAAUCCCUCUAAUUCUCAAAUAGGUAUUAUUUAACUUUAUAAUAUAAGUAGACUGGAUCAGAAUUCUAAAUUAAUAUUGAUAAUAUCAUUCAUUUUAAUCAAUAAUGUAUGAUAAACUCAUAUCAUUAAGCUCUAACUUUAAUGAACUCCAAUUAUCCUACUAACAAUUUUAUUAAACUUGGUUCGAAUAAUGAAUUUUUAUAAAAUGAAGAAGAUAUUAGACCAUUCACUCCACCUUAAGAGGAAAAUAAUUUUUAAAACAAAAUUAUAAAUGAUGUCAUCGUAUUCCCUAGAAAAUCUUGUAAAUUUAAAGCAGCCGGUAAUCUAGUCUUAGGAAUAAGAAGAUUACAAUAAAAUGUUGUUGAAUAAAUUACAUCUUCAGUAUUAUUUAUAGGUAUUAGGAAUAAUUUUAUGAAAAAUUUAACCCAAGUCCAUGUUAAACAACUAAAAAUAUUCAUAAAGUUCAUCCUGUAUAAGAAUCUAAGGAUUUUUAAGUAUUGGAUAAGCUACAUCAAUUUAAACUAGUUUUUCAUUUAACUUAACACUCAAUGUCAGGUUCAUAUGAAGAUAUUUAAUAAAUGAUUAAAAUAUUAUAGAAAGAUCCAAAAAGGUAUAGUAGAAUAUUUCAUUAAAAUAGAAAUCUUACAAAUCCUUAAGAUGAAAAUCACAUUAUUAAUUAAUUUAAUUAAUACGGAUAAAAUUCAUUAUAUAUUGCUUGCAAAAAUGGAAAUGAUAAAGUAGUUAAGUUUUUAUUAUCACUUGAUUGUAAUGCACAUAUUAAAAGUCGGGUAUAUGCUGAUGUAACUGAAAGCCCUUUAGAUGUUUCAGUUAGAUGGCAUCAUUAUGAAUGUGUUAAAUUACUUUUAAAUUAAAUAAAAUAUAGUGAUGCAGAUUUGAGAUCAGCUAUAAAAAUUAGUUAAAAUCCAGAAAUAAUCAAUUUAAUAAAAAGGAAAAUGAGUUCUUCAUUAUUCUCAUGCUGUCUCUGA